CCCUGCACUGCAUCCCCGCGGGGCUCGCGGAAGCCGCUGGCGGAACCGAUUUGCCAGGCGGGGACACCGCGGGCGACAGCGGCACGAGCGGCGGAAGCGCCGGCUCCGCGUUGGCGGAAGCGCUGCAAUCCGUGUUCGACGCGUGGGUGAAGCCGCACGUGGGAGGGGGGAGCGGUGGCGCAGCUGGGUCCGCCGUCGCUCUGGGGAGAAGCAGCAGCAGCGGCGGAGGGGAAGGCGGGCUGGCGGGGGACGAUGCGGACGGGCGCAUACCCUCUGCCUCGAGCGAGCAGCUGACGUCGCUGCUGACGUCAGGAACCGGAGCAGCGGGGGAAGCCGUUCAUUUGCCUGGUGCGGAGGGGGCGGUGGAACUGGUGGGGGCGGUAGCUGUGGGUCCGUGGCGGCUGCAGCUGCUGGCCGGCGCGUUCAGGGUAGCUGCGGCGGUGGUGGGCGGGGAGGAUGAUGGCGUGCCUACGGAGAAACGCGGAGGCACAGCAGGAAGCGCGGGGGAGAAGGCUCUGGAGAGCGUGGUCGGCCAAUACGUCGCUGCCACGUCAGCUCUGCUGUCGAACUCGAUAAAUCUUUUGCAGGGUGGCAUCAUGGCACGUUGCUCUGACUCCCCUGCCACUAGGUGA
This is a messenger RNA of Closterium sp. Yama58-4, 632 nucleotides long. NCBI's taxonomy places the organism in Eukaryota, Viridiplantae, Streptophyta, Zygnematophyceae, Desmidiales, Closteriaceae. The record is from the annotation of a GenBank genome assembly.